AUGGCCAACAACAACCACAACCCCUCCAAAACACCCCCGCUUUUGCUCAUCCUUCCCUUGUUGGCCCUGGGCAUCUGCGGCACAAUGGUCAAUGGCUUCCAAACGGGAUAUUUCUCCAUUCUGACCGCUACCUCUGGCAACUUGGACGGUGUACCUUACGUGCCUGGUGGACCGGAAUCCUUUGACCCGCGUUAUACUGGCAACAAAGCGCUAGACACACGCAUGGGUAUCCUUAUCGGCUUCUUCGGCGGAUUGGUCAACGGAGAAAGAAACUGGGAUGUUGACCUCGCUUAUGUCUGGACAAUGGGGAUGUUUUUCUCUGGAUGGGCGCUGGUGAGUGUUGAGGCGCAUCGGAGGGCGAAUAGAGGGAGGGUUGUAAGCUGGACAAACACCUUUGGGAAUAUCAUCCAGAGUUUCACCUAUGCUUUGACUGUUCCGUCAUAUCUGAUUUUGCAUUUAUUCACCACGUCCCCAGCGACGGAUGAUAUUUCUGUUCCAGAAGGGGAAGUUCGACACUUGCCGUUGAGUAUGACAUUGGCAUAUAUUGUCCCAGCCGUGAUCAUGUCAUUGCCUACGCCAUCGAUCAUCCCAGGAAAAUCACACUACGACACCACGGCUCUGUGGCAGGUUUUCCCUGUUUUGCAAUUUCUUAUUCACCGCGGCAUGAACUUUGUUUGCUUCCCUCGCAAGUACAACACGACAACGACACAGUAUGGGGUAGGGAAGUCACUCGCCAACCACUACCGCUUCGUCAUCUUCACUUCGGUUGUGGUCCAUCUCCCUAUCCUUUUGGUGUGUCUGACACCAUCCUCAAUGCCGUUCGGACCGGCUUGGCUGAAGGACAUGAUCACCCAGACGACCUUCAGCAAUGUGUUUGUCCCAUAUGGUGUUUGGAACCCGCCUGCGGUGGAUCUGGCCAAGGUGGCUGCGCUGGGAGGGGAGAAUAAGGCUGAUUUGAGCUGGUUGCCGGGGUUGACGAAGCAUUUUUUGCAUUAUGAUAUUGGGUGUCCUAGUUUGGCGAUGGUGGUUUGGGCUGGGUACAACUACAUGGCUUCUGUGGGUAAGGGUAGUUGUGUUGGGAUCGGGAAAAUGGUGGGAUGGUUGCUGGCUGGGGGACCGGUGGCGUUGGCGACGGUUUUGAUGUGGGAGAGGGAUGAGAGGGUGUCGAGGGGAAGGGAGGGAAAGAAGGCUCAAUAG
Molecule: messenger RNA, 1197 nt
Organism: Podospora pseudopauciseta
Lineage: Eukaryota; Fungi; Ascomycota; Sordariomycetes; Sordariales; Podosporaceae
Exons: 2
Coding region: 1-1197 (398 amino acids)
Source: RefSeq, a predicted model, not a curated record